UUAGAAAGCAGGAAAGAAAAGAAAGCGAGGGUCUCAAUCCACACUUUUUAACACUCCUCCUAGGGUCAUACCAUUUUCACUUGUGCUUCAUCCUAAAAGAAUUUGCAAAACCAAGGGUCUCUGGCUAACUACUGAAAAUUUUUAUCAAGACUCUUGGUUUACCUCCUAACAUCCACAACAGAGUGUUCUGAAAGUUAACACAUGGUGGAGAGAACCUGUAAGCAGAAGGUACAGUAUUGUUUACACUGUAGAAGCUCGUCUGUGUAUUAGAAAGCGCUGACAACUCAAAUGGAUCGUAUGGAACUGCAAAAUGUCAACAUCAAACUUGAUGAGGAGAGCAACAGCGGAGAAAGCAUUGAAGACAGCUACACUGAUAUAACAGAUCCAGAAAAGGCUACUAUUAGUAGUCAAUUUGCUAACGAUGAUGCAGAAAAUCAGAAGUUCCUUCCCAAUGGAUUUCUGGGUAAAAAGAAAUUGGCAGACUAUCAGGAGGAAUAUCACCCAGGAACCACUUCCUUUGGAAUGUCAGCGUUUAACCUGAGCAAUGCCAUCAUGGGCAGCGGCAUCCUUGGGCUGUCAUAUGCCAUGGCCAACACAGGAAUUAUACUUUUUGUAAUCCUACUGUUCAGCAUAGCAAUAUUAUCACUCUAUUCAGUUCACCUUUUACUGAAGACUUCAAAAGAAGGAGGCUCCCUAAUAUAUGAAAAACUAGGUGAAAAGGCAUUUGGAUGGCCUGGAAAGUAUGGUGCUUUUAUUUCGAUUACAAUGCAGAAUAUUGGUGCAAUGUCAAGCUACCUCUUUAUUAUUAAAUAUGAACUUCCUGAAGUAAUCCGAGCAUUUCUGAAUCUUGAAGAGAAUUCUGGAGAAUGGUACCUGAAUGGUAACUACCUCGUUAUAUUUGUGUCAAUUGGAAUUAUACUUCCACUUUCCCUUCUAAAAAAUUUAGGUUACCUUGGUUAUACAAGUGGAUUUUCACUUACCUGCAUGGCUUUCUUUCUCACCGUGGUAAUUUACAAGAAAUCCCAAAUACCUUGCCCUCUCCCUAUACUGGAUAAUAGUGUUGGAAACUGGACCUACAUCAAUAACUCAGUUCCAAUGCACUUAGUGAUGUUACCAAAUGAGUCUGUCAAUUCUAGAGUGAAUUUCAUGAUGGACAAUACACUUGGACAUACCACAGGGUUUGAGGAGGCAAAAGAUACCCUCCACACAAGUGGAGUGGAAUAUGAAGCCCACAGUGACAGUGAUGACAAGUGCCGACCCAAAUAUUUUGUGUUUAACUCACAGACUGCCUAUACAAUACCCAUCCUGGCAUUUGCAUUUGUAUGCCACCCUGAGGUGCUACCAAUAUACAGUGAACUUAAAGACCGGUCACGAAAGAAGAUGCAGAAUGUUUCAAACAUCUCCAUUGCUGGAAUGCUGAUCAUGUAUCUGCUUGCUGCUCUCUUUGGUUAUCUUACCUUCUAUGGAGAAGUUGAAGAUGAAUUACUUCAUACUUACACCAAAGUGUACACCUUCGAUACCCUUCUUCUGAUGGUUCGCCUGGCAGUGCUUGUGGCUGUCACCUUGACUGUUCCCAUAGUCCUUUUUCCUAUCCGCUCAUCCAUCACCACAUUGUUGUUUCCCAAAAGGCCAUUCAGCUGGAUAAGGCAUUUCCUGAUCGCAGCAGUACUUCUUGCAUUUAAUAACACACUUGUAAUUUUUGUGCCUGCUAUUAAAGACAUCUUUGGAUUCAUUGGUGCAUCCGCUGCCACAAUGUUGAUUUUCAUUCUUCCUGCUGCCUUUUAUCUACGGCUUGUCAAGAAAGAACCUUUGAGGUCACCACAGAAGAUUGGGGCUCUGAUAUUUCUCAUUGUUGGCAUAAUUUUUAUGCUCGGAAGUAUGAGUCUAAUUGCACUGGACUGGAUUUACAACUCUUCAAGUUCCAAACAUCACUAACCUGUUCAGCAGUGAAAGUAUGUCUCAGAGAAGAAAUGCUUGGAUACCAUGCUCCAAAAGACGCUUGACACGUAGAUGGGAGUGUUAUUCCUAGCUAAUAAUUGCAAGAUUCCAAAGACUGUGACUAGUAAUGCCACUAGAAUCUUAUGGAAUACUAAAUCAUCCUUCUUACAAGGGAUAGUUAUUUAUGCAUUAAAAACCUGUGUAGAACAUUUCUAGACAGGUUGUGUGUUGUGAUUUUUUUCCCCCAAAAGCACAAUAAGGGUAACUGUGCGCAUAGGUUUCAAAAUAGAUUUUUCCUCAUUAUUUUGAUAACUACGGCUCCUAGAACAUUGCAAAACAAUGCAGUGUCCAAAAAUUAGCUAGUGCCUUUUUAUAACUGAAAUACAUGGACAUAGCUGAAAGCAGGGCAAAAUGUGAGAGAAUGGGCAGGCGCUAUCUAAGUGGUCUGAAAUCUAAGUAGCCAUCUUUCGAGUCAGGAAGAGGACAGUGUUGACCAACCGUGUUGAAUGUUAAGUUUGUUGUUACCUGUACUAUUGGUCACUAGGUAUGUUAGAGCUGUUAAACUUUCAUUAAAAUAAAGCAAGAAAACAUGCCAAUAUUGGCCCCAGUCUUACAAUCAGAUGUGAGUGAGUGGACUCAUGCACAGAUGUGACUGCCCUAUGAGGCAGGGUUCACCUGCCUGGAUUCAGUUGCAGGAUUGGAGCCUGUAUUUCAAUAAGACUUCUACAUAAUUAUUGUUCUGUUAUCACACAUACCUGUUCGGGGAGCAGCUGGUGGUUCUGGUGUGGGGGGUUGGGUUUUUUUUUUAAUCUUGUAAACAUGUGUGACCUUAGGUCACUGAACAAGUUGUAUUCUGUCUAUAAGCUUGUCUUCCAUUUUAACUCAGAGAUUUAAGGAGACCACAAGGCAUGUGAAAGCACACCACCCAGUAUUGUUUGAUACAUUUUUAUUUGAUGUGUUCAGUGCAGGAAACUGUGAUUUACUAUCUAUCUAUCUAUCUAUCUAUCUAUCUAUAUUUAUGUAUAUAUUCUUUUUUCUCUAGCUAUCAGAAUGUUAAUGUAUAGUACAUUAUUUUUGAUUUUUUUAUAUGUGUAGUUUGUUUUUAUAGCCACAAACUUUAUACUAUUUUGAAGAAAACAGAUUGGGUUGUUGGGUCUGUAAAAAGUUUGUUUUUAUGUAUUAGUGUUUGACAAAUACCUGUGACAAGCCCAACCUGUUACCUGUGUAACAAGACAUUUUGAUGUUUACAACAAUGUCAUCUUAUAAAAUACUGCAAGAGUACAGGACCCUCUUUUCCUAAGAAUUGUCAAUAUAUUGUAUACAAUUCUGUAUUUUUGCCCUAGAUUACAAAACUAGGUAGUUUCUACCGUUAAUACAAUUUAGCUUGCAUAUGUAUGUAUUAGCAUUAAGCCAACAUGUACAGUUAAGCUAUAUAAUUCAAUACACAGGGAAAUAUAUUAGUUCAAGAGCAAUUUUAUUCUAGGCAGUUGUAUUACAUGGGUGGUUAGUUAGCACUCACUAUCCUAAGGGCUCUGGCAAUUUAGUUUAUGACAUUUGGGGUUAUUUCUUAUCUAAUUUAGACCAUGCACUCUCUCCAUUUUUACUAGUGCAAAUCAAAAGUCAGUGGAAUCAGAUUAGAUCUACACAAAGUGUCACUGUGUCCUGGUCUACACUAGGACCUUAGUCUGAAAUUAGCCCCCCAAGGUCAAUUUUCUAAGCAAUGCGUCCACACUACCAAGUCUGUUAUUCUGGAAUAAAGGUCCUUGGAGUUUGAACUCUGUCGUCCUGCUUUUCAUGAGGGAUAAUGCUAUUCUCAAAUUUGUAAGUCCAAAAUAACAUCAGCGUGGACACUCCGGUGCCACUAAUUUGAACUAAUUGGCCUCUAGGAGAACUCCCACAGCUCCCCAGAGUGCUUUCUGGGGCUCUGAGUCUGAGGCAGGCUCCAUUAAUGUAGAUGCGCUAACUCAGACUACAAUCAAUUCUUCCCCAUGGUGAGGCCAUAGAACUUCGAAUUUGUAAAAUCAGGUGCCCAGAAAUUGAACUUAGUACAUUCGAAAUAAUUGCCUAUUUAGACAUGGCAUAAGUGGAGACUCAGGCCCGCUAAGUUCAAUGGGGUUACCAAAGUUAGGGUUCAAUUCAGCCAGUUGUUUAAAUUUGAAAAAUAAAAACUAUGGAGUAUUAGGCCAUGUAUUAAAGCCAUGCAGAGUUAUGGUUUGUCUGACUAACCUAUUAAAUUUGAUAUAGAAUUGACUGUGUCUGUACACACUCAAUUGAGUUAUAUCUUUCAGUAUCCUGUUUUAUUCUUAUAUAAAAGUACUGUAAUCUUAAUAUCCUGGAGCACAUUUCUAUGUAUGGAUUCACUAUUAAGAAAAGACUGCAAUAUUAUUUCGGUUAGGGUCUUUAAAGGGAUUAAUACGAGCAAGGCAAUGCAUUACACUGAUAUAGAACAUAUCUUUAACAUCAGUGUCUGAUGCUGUAAACCUUUCACACGCACAAAAUUCCCAUUGACACCAGAUGUAUGUAUGCAGGGUUCAAUUACAAUUGUAUUUUUGUUUUAGAGAGACUGCUAAUCUAGGAUUUGGACAUGCAUUCAGCUAAGUAAUAAUUAUUUAAUCUAACUCUAAUUGUAGUAAAGAUAUGACCAGAAAAAACUAAUGGGAAACAGUUUUUAGUGCAUUACAGUAUUUGCUUUCGCGUGAAAAAUAAGUGGUUAACUUGAUCCUGCCAUAUCUGUGUUCAGAAACAAUUUUCAACUGUGUUAUAAAAAUGUCAACAUUAAAUAUAUGGCAUAUUUCCCAUUUUAGACAGAGUUAAUUGCCACACAUAUUGUGGGAUAGGCAUAGUGUUAUAUACUAAUUUAUUUAGCACGUCUUGGGGACGGCUGAAGCUGAAUUUUCUUGUUCAUUUUGUAAUAUUUAGGCCUUGGGAGGUUUUUUAUUACAAAAAUGUAUACUGAUGCAUAAUAAAUUAUCUUUUCAAAAA
Pelodiscus sinensis (Chinese soft-shelled turtle) is the source of this 4920-nucleotide messenger RNA. It is a transcript of the gene SLC38A4, whose product is annotated as solute carrier family 38 member 4. Gene Ontology annotation, biological process: amino acid transmembrane transport. Gene Ontology annotation, cellular component: plasma membrane. The record is from RefSeq and is a predicted model, not a curated record. NCBI's taxonomy places the organism in Eukaryota, Metazoa, Chordata, Testudines, Trionychidae. Gene Ontology annotation, molecular function: L-amino acid transmembrane transporter activity.